CAUACAUAUCUCUACCAUUGGGAAUAGAGAGAUCGGCGCAGCAGCGUUUCUUUCUUUUCGGAAUAGGCGCAGUCCACGAGAACUCGCAAAGGAGUAAAAGGCUCCUACGUAACCUGUCACUACAAGGUAGAAAAAGUUAUUGUAUGAGUCAGAAGGUAGAAAAACCAGUAUUAUCGGGUCAACGGAUCAAGACCAGAAAAAGAGAUGAGAAAGAGAAGUAUGACCCAAAUGGGUUCCGCGACGCGCUCGUGCAAGGGCUCGAACGCGCCGGGGGCGACCUGGACGCGGCCUACAAAUAUCUAGACUCGGCUGGUUCUAAACUCGACUACCGCCGCUAUGGGGAGGUCAUCUUCGAUGUCCUCAUUGCCGGAGGAUUACUGCUUCCCGGUGGGUCGGUGUCGAUGGACGGCGAAACCCCCAAGACCAGCUGCUGCAUCUUCGCCGCCAACGAAGACAUGGAAACCAUGCGCAACUUUGAACAGGUGUUUCUGAAGCUGAUGCGUCGGUACAAGUACCUGGAGAAGAUGUUCGAGGAGGAAAUGAAGAAGGUGCUGGUCUACCUGAAGGGAUUCGAGCCAGCUCAACGCAUCAAACUGGCUCGCAUGACUGCCCUGUGGCUAGGGAACGGGUGCGUGCCGCCUUCGGUGCUGCUGGUGCUGGUGAACGAGCACCUGCUUAAGGACAACCUGGCCCUCGAUUUCGUGCUAGAGGUGUUCGCCACGCUGAAGGCCGAGCGCGGUGUCACUUCCUUGGUCACCGCGCUCAAGAAGGGACAAUUGGAGGGCAGGCUGCUGGAGUUCCUGCCGCUGAACCGUCGCAGCGAAGAGGUGCUGGCUGCGUCGUUCGCGUCUCGCGGGUUGGCCGAACUGCUGCGACUUCACCGCGCGCAGGCGCUGCAAGAAGCGCGACGUGAGCUCACGCAGGCGCUGCUGGACGAGCUGGCCGACGAGAAACCCGUGCGCGACAUCAUCCACGAACUGCGCGAAAUGGCGCAUAAGCAUUCCAUCCCCGACCACGAGGUGGUGGCUAUCAUCUGGCAGUGCGUGAUGUCCCGUGGCGAAUGGAACAAGAAAGAAGAGCUAUUGGCCGAACAAGCAGCCAAACACCUACGUCACUACACGCCACUGCUGGCCGCUUUCGCACAGACCGAUAAAGCAGAGCUCGCGUUGUUGGCUAAAGUGCAGGAGUACUGCUAUGAGAACAUGAGCUUCAUGCGCGCGUUCAGUAAGCUGAUUUUGAUGCUGUACAAGACGAACGUCCUCUCUGAGGAGGUUAUUCUAAAGUGGUACCGCGAGCCCAAUUCUAGCAAGGGCAAGAUGAUGUUCCUCGACCAAAUGAAGAAGUUUGUCGAGUGGCUACAGUCUGCCGAAGAGGAGUCCGCGAGUGGCGAGGACGAAGAUUAGAUUAAGAGCAGCGAGUGAGACUGACAAGAUAGAAGCGCCGUCCGACCAGCCAGAGCCCGGCCCGCAACGCCACGGGCGGCGCCCACAGCUCCGCGGGUCGCUCAUAUAAUACCCUUCUAUAAGUGUACUGUACUGUUUUAAAUACAUAAUAAUGUAAUGUACUGUAAAGUUAUAAAUUAAAAAAAUAAUAAUCUUAAUAAUUGGAGUGCACCGAGCGACACUGUCAGGGAGUGUUUUUUUGAAACUGUAUAUCGAUUAUUCGUUUCUAUUUUGAACAUGUAUCGACAUGUAUGACUACAAUAUUUUUUAUUCAAUUUUUUUAGUAAAUUUCAAUAAACGGUGGCAACACGC
Hyposmocoma kahamanoa is the source of this 1754-nucleotide messenger RNA. RefSeq names its product protein krasavietz (gene kra). Gene Ontology annotation, cellular component: cytoplasm; membrane. Gene Ontology annotation, molecular function: protein binding. NCBI's taxonomy places the organism in Eukaryota, Metazoa, Arthropoda, Insecta, Lepidoptera, Cosmopterigidae. Bases 144 to 1403 code for a protein of 419 amino acids. The record is from RefSeq and is a predicted model, not a curated record. The transcript has 11 exons.